Messenger RNA from Psammomys obesus (fat sand rat), 1497 nucleotides. It is a transcript of the gene Lsp1, whose product is annotated as lymphocyte specific protein 1. Lineage: Eukaryota; Metazoa; Chordata; Mammalia; Rodentia; Muridae. The transcript is spliced from 11 exons. Gene Ontology annotation, molecular function: actin binding. Gene Ontology annotation, biological process: signal transduction. The coding region runs from base 111 to 1166 and encodes 351 amino acids. The record is from RefSeq and is a predicted model, not a curated record.
GAGAACAGAGGUGCUGGGCCACAGCACCAGGAGCCUUUGAAGCUGCGGGCUGAGUCCCCAGGGCCAGGGUCAGGCCAGGUCACCAGCGUCGUCGCGGGCAGGCCCACAGCAUGAAUGGCCCCGCACUCCUGAGGAGAAAUGCUAGCAAACGGGGCCUGGAGAAGCUCCUGAGACUCACGACUCAGUGGAGAGAAGAAGAUGAAGAAGAGGCUGCCCGUGAGCAGCGUCAACGGGAGCGAGAGAGGCAGCUGCAGGACCACGACAAAGAUGAAGAUGAAGAUGAAGGCGGUCAUUCUCUGGAACAGCCAGGACAGCAGGCACCCCCCAGCCUGAAGUCCUCUGAACUGGAUGAAGAUGAGGGGUUUGGUGACUGGUCCCAAAAGUCAGAGCCACAGCAGCAAUUCUGUGGGAACGAGGGGACUGCAGAGGGAGCUGAGCUCUCUCAAAGUGAGAGUACAGAGGAGAAACAAACAGAGGAGAGGUCUCACCAAGCCGAAGUCCACCUGGAGGAGUUGAACCUGAGCCAUGGGGAGCCAAACCCAGAGGAUACUGUUGGGAGUUCUGGUGGGGCAGAAGAGCACAUAACAAGUCAUCAGGCCAGGACCCCCAGCCCUUUGGCCUUGGAAGACACUGUUGAACUGAGUUCACCUCCACUGAGCCCCACCACCAAACUGGCCGAUAGGACGGAGUCCCUGAACCGUUCCAUACAGAAAAGCAACAGUGUGAAGAAGUCCCAGCCAACACUGCCCAUUUCCACGAUCGAUGAGCGCCUGCAACAGUACACCCAGGCCACUGAGUCUGCUGGCCGAACUCCCAAGCUGUCCCGCCAGCCCUCCAUAGAGCUGCCCAGCAAGGCCGUGGCCAGUACCAAGACUCUUUGGGAGACAGGAGAGGUGCAGAAUCAGUCUGCUUCCAAGACAUCCUCCUGCCAGGAUAUUAUAGCUGGAGAUAUGAGCAAGAAAAGCCUGUGGGAACAGAAAGAAGGCUCCAAGACCUCAUCCACCAUCAAGUUCUCAUCUAACAGAGCACUCCAUCUGGAAAGAGGUACAAGUUUGUGGCCACUGGACAUGGGAAGUAUGAGAAAGUGCUUGUGGAUGAGGGCUCAGCGCCAUAGACCAUGUAUGCAUCUUGGAGAGACUCCAGCCAGAUGCCGCUCCGAGCCAUGACCAAGAAAUCACUUCCUAUUGCCAGUGUCCUGCUCUUGUGCCUCCAACAACCCAGCUGCCAUUUGCCCCUUUUUUUGCUCCUGGACCCUCCAUUUUCUAUUUUCUCUUAGCCUCAUGAUCAGUCCACCAACUCUGCCUCUCACAGUCAGCUAAAGGCACCACUCCCUAGAGGAACCAAGAGCUGCCAAGGAAAGAUGGAGAAGAGAAGGCAAGCAUUCCAACCAGAUCCAAGGGGUACCUGUCCCCAUGCUGAAUGCUCAGGACUCUGAGUCCUGCCAUGCCCUGUUUUCAGAUCCCUCAUUUUGUGUAAUAAAGUACCUUGAGUCCCCCA